AUGUCCAGCCUGCCACUGGAGAGCAUAAUAUUUACUUCCGAACCAAUAUCACUUAAAAUACUUAAUCAGCUUUUGCUCCCCCAUGAGACCACGUUUACUUCUAUCAAUACUAUUGAAGAUGGGCAUACUGCUAUAAAAACUAUGCAAGUACGGGGUGCCCCUGCCAUUGGAAUAGUCGCAGCGUUAACGCUUGCCGUUGACCUCGCUCGCAAGCAUAAGGAUUCAUAUUUUCACACGCCAGAUGCUAUAUUGUCUGAUGUGAAGAAGUCGUUGAACUUUUUGAAAACGGCUCGUCCGACAGCAGUGAAUCUAUUCCGUACAGUGGAUGAUUUAUCGGUCUUAGUUGAAGAGAGAACGAAACAGAACGACAGUAUGGACGACAUUAUUGAAGCGGUGGUUAGGAAUGGGAAACAGAUGUUGGUGGAUGAUCAAAAAGUUAAUACGGCCAUCGGGAGCUACGGAGCAGACUACAUAUACGAUUCAGUCAAUAGACAUGAAAAAAAAUUGAAGAUAUUAACACACUGCAAUACUGGUUCGCUAGCAACAGGUGGUUAUGGCACUGCGCUUGGGAUUAUUCGGAGCCUAUAUUUUAAGGGUCAUCUUAUGCACGCAUAUUUUACGGAGACGCGGCCAUAUAAUCAAGGGGCCCGCUUAACAGCUUACGAACUACUAAGCGAUGGCAUACCGUCUACGAUGAUAUGUGAUUCCAUGGCGGCAGCUCUGAUGUCGAAUACAGAGAUUGAUGCAAUUGUUCUGGGUGCUGAUAGGGUAGCACGAAAUGGCGAUACUGCAAACAAAAUAGGAACAUAUCAACUGGCCAUAGUUGCCAAAUAUUAUGGUAUAAAGUUUAUUGUUGCUGCACCAACAAGUAGUAUCGAUCUAAAUACGGUGUCAGGCAAAGAAAUUAUUAUCGAAGAACGUCCAAGCGAGGAAGUUGUCAAGGUGGCUGGCUUGCUAGAAGAUAAUAGAGAGUAUGGCAAAGUAUUAACAACGCCGCGCAACGUAAAUGUAUGGAAUCCGUCAUUUGAUGUUACACCGGCGACUUUGAUUACUGCUAUUGUUACCGAAUAUGGUGUCAUUACGAAGAGCCCCGAUACGAAUGAAUUUCCCGAUUUAGCAGAAGUUCUUGUGAAAAUGAAAGCAAAUAAGCAACAAGAAUAA
Paraglomus occultum is the source of this 1161-nucleotide messenger RNA. NCBI's taxonomy places the organism in Eukaryota, Fungi, Glomeromycota, Glomeromycetes, Paraglomerales, Paraglomeraceae. The record is from the annotation of a GenBank genome assembly.